Molecule: messenger RNA, 714 nt
Organism: Colletotrichum godetiae
Lineage: Eukaryota; Fungi; Ascomycota; Sordariomycetes; Glomerellales; Glomerellaceae
Exons: 1
Coding region: 1-714 (237 amino acids)
Source: RefSeq, a predicted model, not a curated record
AUGGAGAGCCGACAUGCAGCCCGACUUAUGGCGCGGCUACGACCUUUGCGCACCGAAGAAGAUGUAUGUGUGGUUGGGAACAACGGGGACCUGGAGCUGAAUAUGACCAACGAGGGCCUAGCCCGCCUUCUGACUGGUAGCGAUUGGUAUUUGGCGUCGGUCAUGUUGCCGUCUCGCAAGCACAAUCUCUCAUUUGAAACCGGAACCUCUCAUGAAGAAUUUGAUGCAGCUCACCUGGUUCAUAUAAACGGCCGGAUUGCAGUGAUCGAUGCAAUAGAUCGAAAAGAAGUAGAGUUCAAACUGAACACGGAAACUAUCAACAGCUUGGUGGAUUACGAUACUCAACAAAAAGCCGACACAAGCGACCAUAAUUGUCGAUCAGCGUUUGUCAAGACAUUGCGCGCAAGAUUCGGAGAGUUUGUGUAUCGGACCAAUCUUGCAGUCUUAGAGGGAAUGGAGAGUGAUGGUUCAGGGGAGCUGAACGCGGAACAGAGCAUCAAAGUGAGGAACAGCAUCAGGCGUCUCUUGGGGUUACCAAUCAUCCCAACUCCUGAGCCAAGCCUUCUACAGUGCAGAAAGGCUACCCUGAUCACCCAUGGCGCGCAUGUACCCAUUCGGUUGGAGGGACUCGCGAUGAUAGUACCCGGUUCGACGGUCAUAUCAUUUCAACCAUCUCUCGCAACGCCUCUCAUUGCCUCUUGGGAAACGUGGUAG